AUGAACAAGAGACGAGGUAUGACUCCUACAUCAUUGCUUCAAGACUAUGAAGUGGAUGUAGACGAGAUCAAACCCGGUAAAGAAACCGGAAACAGCUCUAAAACGACUGCAACCACUCCCGCCUUCGACCAAAGCUUGUUAAACCAGAGAGAGAGAUCGUUGGCCUUAAACAGCGAAGGGCUUGAGGGAUUGAUUCCGCGUGCCAAGAUCUUGCUGACAAUUGGAGGGACUUUCUUCUUGGGAUUUUGGCCGUUGAUAGUCUUAACUCUUGGAGCCUUCUCUGCACUUUACCUUUACUUUGGAGCAGAUUUCGUUCAUGAUGGAAGCAGAACUCCGGUUUCACCACCACCGUACAUCGAUCCAUAUGCUCUGUUGGAGGAUGAGAGGAUAUCAGGGAUCGAUCCUCGUCUAAAUUAG
Molecule: messenger RNA, 417 nt
Organism: Thlaspi arvense
Lineage: Eukaryota; Viridiplantae; Streptophyta; Magnoliopsida; Brassicales; Brassicaceae
Source: the annotation of a GenBank genome assembly